CCCAGAACACACUGCGGCAUUUGAACUGUGUGUAUGUGAGGCAGAGAGAGAGGGAGAGAGAGAGAGAGAGAGAGAGAGAGAGAGAGAGAGAGAGGGGGAGAUUUAGGAAUUCGUCUGCAGACUUAGCUAGAGCUGCGCUGUUAUAGAAUAAUGGCCUAGCAGACCUGCUAACUGUGUGUGCUUUGGGUAAGGAGCAGUGGUAAGACGCCUCGCUACAACCCAUACUCCUUAGGAGCAGCAUCAGCAGCCAUCCCCUGCAGCCCCCCCAACCCAGCAGCAGACUCUGGCAACGGGUUGAACUCCACACUGUCUCUAUACCAAUUUAUCGAACCAUCGAACCCUCCUUUCUUCACUGCAGAGCAGGAUGGAGGCUUCAUUUGGCCCUACCUUCGCAGCCGUAGCUGCUGGAGCCAAAGCAGAAGGGUCCAGCACCUACAAGCAGCAUAGAAGGACUCCCUCCCUGACCUACUCUCCCCGGGAUGACGACGAUGGAAUGCCUCCUAUUGGUACCCCCCGGAGGUCCGAUUCAGCCAUCUCAGUCCGAUCUCUCCAUUCCGAGUCCAACAUGUCUCUGCGCUCCACUUUCUCUCUGCAUGAAGAGGAGGAGGACACGGAGCCCCAGGUGUUUGCUGAACAGCCGUCCGUUAAACUGUGCUGUCAGCUGUGCUGUAACGUCUUCAAGGACCCCGUCAUCACCACAUGUGGGCACACCUUCUGCAGACGAUGUGCCUUGACUUCAGACAAGUGCCCAGUGGAUGCGGCCAAGCUAACGGUCGUGGUGAACAACAUCGCGGUAGCCGAGCAGAUCGGAGAGCUGUUCAUUCACUGUAAAUAUGGCUGCAGGGCCACGGCAAGCGCUGCAGGCGGGGCUGCAGUCUCCACCUCCACAGUGGCUGGGAAACCUGGAGCGUACGAGGUGGACCCACUGGGCUGCCCGUUCACCAUCAAAUUGACCACACGCAAAGAACAUGAGGCCAGUUGUGACUACAGGCCAGUCCGCUGUCCCAACAACCCUUCCUGCCCCCCGCUGCUCACCAUGAACCUGGAGGCUCACCUCAAAGAAUGUGAGCACAUCAAGUGUCCGCACUCCAAAUAUGGCUGCACCUUCAUUGGUAACCAGGACACGUAUGAAACACACCUGGAAGUGUGUAAAUUUGAGGGUCUGAAGGAGUUUCUGCAACAAACUGAUGACAGGUUCCAUGAGAUGCAGCUGACUCUGGCCCAGAAGGACCAAGAUAUUGCUUUCCUGCGCUCUAUGCUGGGAAAACUAUCUGAGAAGUUGGAUCAGCUAGAGAAGAACCUGGAGCUCAAAUUUGAUGUGUUGGAUGAGAACCAGAGUAAACUGAGCGAGGACCUGAUGGAAUUUCGUAGAGAUGCGUCCAUGCUUAACGAUGAGUUGUCCCACAUCAACGCCAGGCUCAACAUGGGAAUCCUGGGCUCAUACGACCCCCAGCAGAUCUUCAAGUGUAAGGGGACAUUUGUUGGCCACCAGGGUCCCGUUUGGUGUCUGUGUGUGUACUCCACUGGAGACCUACUCUUCUCUGGAUCCUCAGAUAAGACUAUCAAGGUAUGGGACACGUGUACCACCUACAAGUGUCAGAAAACCCUCGAGGGCCAUGAUGGCAUCGUACUAGCAUUGUGUAUUCAAGGAAACAGGCUGUACAGUGGCUCUGCAGACUGCACCAUCAUCGUGUGGGACAUCCAGACCCUGCAGAAAGUCAAUACAAUCCGUGCACAUGACAACCCUGUAUGUACACUGGUCUCCUCCCACAACAUGUUGUUCAGCGGCUCCCUCAAGGCCAUUAAGGUGUGGGACAUUGUGGGUACGGAGCUGAAGCUGAAGAAGGAGCUGACUGGUCUGAAUCACUGGGUUAGAGCACUGGUGGCCUCCCAGAACCACCUGUACAGCGGCUCAUAUCAGACCAUCAAGAUUUGGGACAUCCGCUCUCUGGAGUGUGUUCACGUCCUGCAGACCAGCGGGGGCAGCGUCUACUCCAUCGCCGUCACCAACCACCACAUCGUCUGUGGCACCUAUGAAAACCUCAUCCAUGUGUGGGACAUUGAGUCUAAAGAGCAGGUGCGGACCCUGACAGGUCAUGUGGGAACAGUUUACGCUCUUGCUGUCAUCUCCACCCCUGACCAGACCAAAGUGUUCAGCGCCUCCUACGACCGCUCACUCAGGGUGUGGAGCAUGGACAACAUGAUCUGUACCCAGACCCUGCUGAGACACCAGGGCAGUGUAACGGCUCUAGCCGUCUCCAGAGGGCGCCUCUUCUCUGGAGCUGUCGACAGCACCGUCAAGGUGUGGACAUGCUAAACGACCCGUUUGCUCUGCAGGAGUCCAGUCAACUCCACAUGUCUUUGUUAGUCAGAAGACAGACGCUAUGAACGGUAACCUUUCCACACCAUUUUCCUCCUCCACACCUGUUUCUUUGAUUGUGAUUUAACGGCUGCAGACCAGUCAUAACCACACCUUCACAAUCGAGCUGCAUCGGAAGCAUUUUAAACUAAUUGUUGCUGUUAAAACUUCAAACAAACCCUCCAACGCCUUGACCAGAUCGCCCGGAUUGAGGGUCAACUCGCGGUCACGCUCCUUAGUGACCCCUUCACCAGUGCGUUACAGGGCAAAAUAAGACAAGCUGCCUUACGGUUGCACCGCACUCCGCCAAAAACUACCAUGGACUGGCUGCUGCAGCCCUGUAAUCAGAGCAGUAAGCAGGGAGUUUUCAAACUGUAGUCCUGCCUGCUUCCUGCCGACACACCGCCAGUUUCAGAACUGUACUGAUGAUGCCUGAUGCAUACUGUUCACACAAGUCUAAGAGCUGGUUUCACAAACAUGGAGUGACAACACACUCCUUCCAAAUGUAUAUGUUAUGUAUCCCACAAUACAUUAGAACAAAGAUAGGACAUUUAAAUUGGGACUCUGUUAUUUUAUGCAAAUGAAGUAGUUUUAUGUUAAAAUGUAUGUAAAGACUUUUAUUGAUCCCGACCCAGGAUUUUCCCUGAAACAUCAAAAAGAAAGUGAAAAAGGGUUAAAAUAGAGCCGUGUUGUGUAUUUUUGCAGUUCUUCAUGAAGAAGUGAGUGAAUCAUGGUUAACACAUAGUAACUAUCCUCCCCUUAAUAUUACCGUAUCCUCUUUUCUUCCCCCUGUUGUAACCUGGUGGUCUUUAUUCAUAACUUAAAGCUGGCGUAGGGAGUUUUCUGGAGAACGCAAAACAAACACUAGAAUUUAAUAAUACAGCCCUCCGCCUGCAGCUGUGCUAAACUAAGCCCCUCCCAGCAGAUGAGCAUGGGCACAUGCUCGCGUUUCAUACAUCAACCUGUACGAGUACUCUGUCAUUCAUUUCAAUCAUCCCGAUCGGGAUUGUGAUCCCGAUGCCGUUAUAUAGCAGCAAUUCUAUGAGAGUGACCGUCCUGUUUUCUCUGUAAAGCCCUUUGAGAUGUCAGACUGUGAUUCGAGGCUCUAGCUAGCUACAGCGACAUGAACUUGAAUUAGCCGCAGCUGUGAGCCUUUGGCUACAGUUAGCGAACAUAGCCCUGGUUUGUCCGGUUGAUCAACAGCAAAGAGAUGCAUGAAGGUGAAUUUUCUGAGAAACAUAAAAGAUCAAAGAAAGGAUACCCUGAUACUUCAGUCAACAUCUUCUGCACUUUCACACUAGCUUGUGUAUUGAUAAAAGCGAUGGCUGAGAAGCAUUAAGAAUGAACUAAAGACAAAGUCCAGUUCCUAGCAGACAAUGUCCAUGUCUCUUAACACUCCAUUUCAGGACGCAGACUUACUAAUGAUUUUCCUCCCUCCUUGACCACUGUGGUUGUCACCCAGAAGUUUGUGAAACCAGCCUUUCAUAAAACACUUUUUAUUAAGUGAAGACUUUAAAGAGAAUGACGGAUCUAUAUAUUUACUGAGUUUUAUAUUAGUGCCAUGAUUCAUAGAUAUUCAGAGAGCCAUUAACGGUUGUACAGUUGUGUAAAAUAAGAUAGUGCCGAGCCCGGACAUGUGCCCAUGAGAAUGACUCACACUGGCCUACAUAACAGAGAGGGACAGGGGGAGAGGACGUGUGUGUGUGUGUGUGUGUGUGUGUGUGUGUGUGUGUGUGUGUGUGUGUGUGUGUGUGUGUGUGUGUGUGUGUGUGUGUGUGUGUGUGUGUGUGUGUGUGUGUGUGUGUGUGUGUGUGUGUGUGUGUGUGUGUGAUCGUAUAUAUUUGAGUGUGUUUCAAUGAGUGCCAUAUGUGUGGAUGAAAAGUAAGGAAAGACUGUAAUGAUGUAUCUUUUUGUCCCCUCUUUUCUGCCUCUCCCUCCCUCCCCCCCUCUCUGAUUUCUAACUUGGACUGGUUAGAAUGAACAUAACCACAGAUUAAUGCUGAUUGUUGUUUUAUGACUGUAACACUCAAUGGACUGACCGUGAAGGCAAGCAGGUGAUCGUGACCUUAAAAAUGCUAAUUUUCAACCAGAAAGCCUUUUCCCCUAUGCAUUUAUGUCUAAUAGACUGAUGUGAACAAAAAUCUUUGAAAUUGUUCCAGUAUUGAGAAAAAAACGCCGUUCACCCGACUCACGCUCCACACUCCACACACCGCUGUCUUCGGACAAGAAGUCACCUCGCGAGAACGAUAAUGUUGAACGACAAUCUGAACUUGUCGGUGGCACCAAUCAUUUUUAGUGGACAAAAAUCUCGCUCAAUACUGGACCGAUUUCAACGGAUUUUGUCUAUGUGAGGAAUGGGGAAAUAGUCCAGGUUGAAAAAAAAAGAAAAAUGAAAUUACCCUUUAAACUCCUAGAGGUAAAUGCAAACUGUAGAAAGUGCCAUUGAGCUAAAGUGAAGUCCUGCUUUCUUAAAUUAUGUUUCGGGACCCAUAUUGGGUUGACAAUGUAUAAAACUGACUAAACGAGCCUGGGAGGGUAGUUUUAAAUUCAUGAGAUUAUGUACAUCUACACCAAAUUUAGACACGUGGGCUAAAUUCGGUUUUUACAGAUGUUUAGAAUUAUGUUGCCUUCAUUUCAGUGCACAUCUGACCACUACUACUGUACUUACUGUAGCCUUGGUGAGAAAGGUAGUGGGGAAAGGAAGGAAGUGUCUUCACUGGUCACAGUUAAAGUGAUUCCUUGUAUACUUGUAAUCAUGUAAGCCUGAGUUGAUCAAUAAAACUGUUGUACACUUUGA
Molecule: messenger RNA, 5156 nt
Organism: Sander lucioperca (pikeperch)
Lineage: Eukaryota; Metazoa; Chordata; Actinopteri; Perciformes; Percidae
Gene: traf7
Product: TNF receptor-associated factor 7
Exons: 22
Coding region: 365-2317 (650 amino acids)
Biological process (GO): Notch signaling pathway; ribosomal large subunit assembly
Cellular component (GO): nucleolus
Molecular function (GO): zinc ion binding; protein binding
Source: RefSeq, a predicted model, not a curated record